GCAAACAAGACUCUCCGCACGCGAUCGACCAUGGCAGAGAAGGUCAACUCUGAAGCUAAGCCACACUGCGCUCCCCUUCCCCACGAAAAUGGCAGCACUUCCUGUCCUGCUCGCCCACCUACUACUACUCCUCCGCGCCCCCCAUGGCGCCGCCGCCUCCGCGCCCGCGACGCCGCCGCCUCUCCCGGUCCUGCCCGUCCCCUCCUACGCGCAGCUCCGGUGGCAGCUCUCCGAGAUGGCCCUGUUCCUCCACUUCGGGCCCAACACCUUCACGGACUCCGAGUGGGGCACCGGCCGCGCCGACCCCUCCGUGUUCGCGCCGUCCGCGCUCGACGCCGGGCAGUGGGCGCGCGUCGCGGCGGCGGGCGGGUUCGGCCGCGUCGUGCUCACGGCCAAGCACCACGACGGCUUCUGCCUCUGGCCAUCGGCGCUGACGGAGUACUCGGUUGCCGCCUCGCCGUGGCGGGGCGGGGUGGGGGACGUCGUCGGGGAGCUCGCCGCCGCCGCGCGCGUGGAGGGGAUCGGGCUGGGUCUGUACCUCUCGCCGUGGGACCGGCACGAGCCGGUAUACGGGGACACCAUCGCGUACAAUGAGCAUUACAUGGGCCAGAUGACUGAACUGCUCACCAGGUAUGGAGACGUUGAGGAAGUUUGGCUCGAUGGUGCAAAGGGCGAGGACAAGAAGAUGGAUUACAUGUUUGAUGCCUGGUUUGCACUUAUACAUCAGCUACAACAAAGGGUUGUUAUCUUCUCAGAUGCUGGACCGGACACUAGAUGGGUGGGAGACGAGGCUGGGGUUGCGGGUUAUACUUGCUGGUCUCCCUUCAACAAGAGCUUCGUGACAAUUGGGCACACCAUAGCCGAAUACUCACGCAGUGGGGAUCCUUUUGGGCAAGACUGGGUUCCUGCAGAAUGUGAUGUUUCCAUCAGGCCAGGUUGGUUCUGGCACGCCUCAGAGAAACCAAAAACUGCAACAACUCUGCUUGACAUAUACUAUAAAUCAGUUGGUAGAAACUGUCUCCUCAUUUUGAAUGUUCCUCCCAAUUCAUCUGGCCUCAUUUCUGAUGAAGACAUGCAAGUCCUUCAGGAAUUCACUGAGAUUCGGCGUACAAUUUUCUCUCAGAACUUUGCUGCCAAUGCCACUGUCACAGCAAGCAGUGUGCGCGGUGGGCUCGACAAUCUGCUGUUUGCACCCUCCAAUGUGCUUAAAGAUGGCAUAUACUCCUACUGGGUUCCACAGGAAGGGGAAACGUGCUGGGAGAUGUUCUUCGACCUUGGGCGAUCUAUUUCCUUCAACGUGCUCCAGCUGCAGGAGCCUAUCCAGAUGGGACAGCGUGUCAUCAAGUUUCAUGUGGAUAUCCUCAUAGAUGAACUGUGGCAAACAAUUAUUGAAGGCACGACAAUUGGGUAUAAGAGGCUGCUACAAUUUCCAGUCAUUGAAUCUCGAUACCUGAAGCUAUCUGUCGACAAUGCACGCGCAGAUCCACUGAUCUCAUUCUUCGGUGUCUUCAUGGAUCCCUUCUCGACCAGAUAUAACUUAGAGAAUUACGGCAAACCACCCCGCACAAAUAGUAGUGAAGUUAUAAUGUUAAGGACGGACCAUGCUGCUGGCAACAAGAGUACUGCCGCAAUGUGGCGCGAGACCUUCAACUCCUAGCUCGCCAAGGAGCCCUUCGCGCCGCUCAUCCCUCCCCAUGACCACCUCCUCACCGCCGCCUACUCCUUCCUCGUCUCCCACGGCUACGUCUACGUCAACUUCGGCGUCACCCCAGCCAUCAAGGAGCGCAUCCCCAAGGAGCCCACGAGGCCCACCACUGUCAUCGUCGUCGGCGCUGGCCUUGUCGGGCUCGCCGCGGCGCGGCAGCUGGUGGCGUUCGGGUUUAAAGUGAUCGUCUUGGAGGGCCGCAAGCGGUGUGGCGGCCGCGUGUACACAAAGAAGAUGGAAGGCGGUGGCGCGGCCGCUGCUGACCUCGGGGGCAGCGUGCUUACCGGGUCGAUAGGGAACCCACUGGGAAUUGGUUUGCGGGAGGCUGCUAACAUGACACUCCAUGCCAACGCCCGAGCAGCAAAGACUAAAGUGGACAGAAGUCUGUCGACAAACACACAGGCUUGUGCUGCUAUAUUACUGGACCUGUUUAGGCAACCAUACUUGGAGUUUGGAAGCUUCUCUGUUAUUUUUGGAGGGAAAGCUUCUGAUCCAAAAUCUCCAGCUAUUCUAAAGGUGGAACUUGGUGGCCCUCGAAAGAAAAGUGCAAUUGAAGGUUAAAAAACAGAACAGCACCACUCAAACAAAUUGUUGUUUCAGCAGCUCCAGUCACAUUUCAACCAGCAGCAACAACUUUAUGUUUACACAUUGCUAUCACGACAUCAGGCUAUGGAGCUAAGAGAGGUUAGAGGAGGUGAUGAAAAGAUGCUGCAUUACCUCUGUGAAAAACUGGGUGUGAAAUUAGUUGGCAGGAAAGGUCUUGGUCCUGGGGCUGAUUCUGUGAUUGCAUCCAUUAAGGCACAGCGUAACAGAAGUCGAACUAAACCUGGCCCCUCGAAAUCAAAGCUGAAGGAGGGAGUCUCUAAAGCCUAGUUGUGCUGCAUCAUGAUCGCUGACUGCUGUUUUCUGAGGGGCUGAUUGCAUAUAAUUGAUAGACCUGAUGUCUUCGCUCUGUCGAUCGUAUAUCUACAUGCAAUGAAGGUGUUUACUUGGAUGUGGAUGUCAUACUUGGCGAUUUUUUUAAGAUGCAAUAACAUCAAAUUAGAUUGAGUGAGAUCUCCCAGAUUCUUGUAAUGCCUUUUUUUCCAGAGAGGCUGCUGUAAAUAUGUCAUCUGAAAUAUGAUCGUGCAUACUUUAUUUGUUUUUAGCAUAACUGCUUAUUCUUGAAGAACCUUGAACCUUGUAUGUGGAUGUUCUUCAAAAUCUCGAAUUGGGAGAAGUGUUUAGAUUAAUAACAUGGC
Molecule: messenger RNA, 2946 nt
Organism: Phragmites australis (common reed)
Lineage: Eukaryota; Viridiplantae; Streptophyta; Magnoliopsida; Poales; Poaceae
Product: putative alpha-L-fucosidase 1
Biological process (GO): glycoside catabolic process; fucose metabolic process
Cellular component (GO): lysosome
Molecular function (GO): oxidoreductase activity; alpha-L-fucosidase activity
Source: RefSeq, a predicted model, not a curated record